GCAAUUUUCAAGGCGAACGCGCGAUGCAAAGCUGUUCUGCAGACGGUAAUAAUACUACUACAGUUUUGCAGAGGUCCGACUGCUGUAGGAAUUUGAAGGCGGACGACGAUUUACUAGAUUCUAUUCGUUUUGUAUCGUAUACCGCCGAUUUCUUACAUAGGCGUUUAAAGUUAAAUAAGAAACGCAAAGUCAUAGACGAAUCAAAGUGCGGCGUUAUUUCUUUAUACUUUUCCGCCGAAAAUAUAGAGGCGGUCGUCAGCAGUGUUUUGAAGAGGAUCAUUAGGCAAAUUGAAGAAGAGGAAAGUAAAGGGGAAAUGAAUGAAAAACCCAUCCAGGGACAUUCUGAAGAGGACUUUGAGAGUGUAAAAGAUGAAGAGAGUGAUAUUAGUUUCUCUUCUGCUAACGAAACUGUCGAAACCGUACAAUCCCUAAAGGACGAAGACGAGGAUGAAGAAGAGGAGGCAGAGGAAGAUGAUGAAAAGGAGAAAGAAGCCCCUUCUAAGGAACACGAUAUUAAAGUUAUUGUCACAACUUGCGAUGAGCCCUCCAAUCGCACUUGUUCUACGCAGACCGAAUAUGAACCAAGAAAUCCAAAGUUGGACAGAAGGCAAUCGUUUUCGGAUGGAGAACGUCCGCGGAAAAUUCAAUCUAACACUCGAAGAAGUUUACCGGCACUCUUCUUAAAAGAACAACUUCCUUCAAGGCCCAUAGCUAUGGUAACAGGAACUAAUAAACAAAUCGAGGUCACCGACGAUAGUUCUGAACCGGAAAUAAUCCAUCGUCGAAAACCGUCAAAAAAACGUAAACCAGCUGCUAAUAAUGAAUUAAGAGUUGUGGGAGAUUCGACGCUCGAUGAUAAUGUGAAAAAGUCUUUGACCAGAUCAGCCUCUUCAGCUUCCGUUAUUUUACACAAGAGAUCUUUGUUAAAGAAUUCACAUCUAGGAAGCGUUCCCGAUCUCGAUUUGUUAGAAGGGGAGAAGAUCGGUGCUAAGGACAAGCGUGAAAUGAUCGUUCGCGAAUUGCAUACGACCGAAAGGGAAUACGUUGCCACCUUGCAAAAACUUGUGGAGCGUUAUAUGAUUCCGUUGAAAUCCAACCCGUCGUUCGACAUCAACACUGUUGACGAAAUCUUUUACAAAGUAAAAGAACUAUACAUGCAUCACGCUACUCUAUUGACUUUUAUGAAUUCUCAACCGAUUGGAGAAGCUAUGAAUGCCGUUUUUCAAAAGGAAACAGUCGUUGAAAGUUAUGUAUCGUUUAUAGAGAAUUUUCCAAGGGCAGAGAGAACUUUGGACGUUCUUCUGCAAAGGGCAAUUUUCCAGAGAUUCUGCGAGCAAAUAGAGAAAGAUUUCAAGAGUAAACUUCCUCUUAAAGCACAACUAGUCAAACCCGCUCAGCGUAUACCACGUUAUGAAUUACUUUUGAAACGUCUACUCCAUCACACACCUCCAGAGCAUGCCGAUAGAGCAGGCCUAGAGGCUGCAAUUGUUUCCGUUCAUGCUGUUGCAAUAAGGAUAAACAGCGUGAAAGAAUCGCAAGCAGAACACGAUCUCCACUCAACAGUUAAAAGACUUGAAAACUUGCUAUUAACAGAACUUUCCUCUAAUCCAGAUAGGGCUUAUGUUCGCCACGAUAACGUUGUAACGCCGCCUAGAAACGAACAAUGCGUUCUUUGGUUAUUUACAGAUCUCUUAAUUGUAUCGUCAGCCAAAAGGCGUACUUCUGGUGUCGUUAGACGACCGGCAACGCUUAUGUUACAUUCACACUUGGGAGCAUCCGAUUUUAUCGACAAUGUGAAGCAUAAAGUCUAUUUAAGAGCUGCCCUAGAUUCAGUAUAUUUAUCACCUUUAGUGAAGUCAAAUUCCGUUGAAAGAAGAGAGUUGGAAGAAGAUUUAUCAAAUAUUCAAUCAAUGAGGAGAACUGCGUCUAAUCUUCAUAACGAAAAUGAUAAUUUAAAUAAAACCCUUAUUGAAAUGUUAAGGACCACCGAAGAAGAAUUAGCUGUUGUAAAAAGCGCUGCACGCUUAGAUAUUUACGCUAGUCUACCAGAGGGUAAACGCCAUUUAACCUUUAUUUUUACAAAUGGUGAGAAACGUCAGUAUUGGGAAACCACUUUUAAGGAAACUAAACUUCAAUUAGCAACCCAAUGGCCUAGCUUAAAGACAUCUCCAACAUUCGAGAAUGUCCUAUCAAUCAGACGAACUAGGGCAGGAAUGCAUCUAACAUGCGCUAGCCCUUCCCAAAAUACAGCCGACAUGUGGAUUUGCCAAAGCGACGGUCACGUGACGCAUGUAUGCUUACUAGCAGUAAAUCCAGAGCCUAUAGUUACCUUAAAUACAACGGUGCCAGGUUGCACUUCGAAGGUAACCUGCAUAACCUUGGUUCCUGCAAUAAGAGAUAGGCCAAGGGGAGAGAGAUUACCAUCAAUAAAAUCAGGAGAAUAUGAGCAUAAUGAUGGUUAUGAGAGUGAAGAGGACUCUGAAACGGAAAAAUUGAAACAUUCUAGUAGAAGUACCAUGUGGUUAGGAUCAGCAGAUGGCCGUCUUCACAUCUUCCCUAGUAAUGAGAAUAUAAGGACAACCAAGAGAAGGAGGCAAACGGCCGUUGGAGAUACAGCUGUGAAUGAUCUACUCGUUAUCAAUCCUGAAUUAUUACUCGUUGCCUUAUCUUCAGGACAAGUAGCGGCAGUGCAUAGAACAGAUGAAACUGAUGUGUCAAUUACAAGAGCUUCGGUAGGUUCGCAGGACGAACCGGUUCUUAAAAUGGUUUUGACCGCACAUGGAGAUGUAUGGUGUGCUACAAGUUCUAAAGUCAUAAUUCUAGAUCCUAGGAAUUUAUUAGAGCAAGAAGAGGUAGCUGUAUCUUCGGAUAAUAAAAAAAUACUAACUCUAAGAACAACGGGUUCUUACGGCAUGUGGAUAGCAUUUGCCUAUUCAUCAUCUUUGGUUCUAAUACAUACAUUAACAAGACAGGUCCUAGCAGAAAUCAAUGUUUCCUACGCUGUAUCACAAAGAAUUAAAUGUCUUGACGAUGUCAUUAGACAACAUAAGCUUGCUUGCCUUAGAGUAACGGAUAUCUUGAGUACAGAAGGAGGUGAAUUAUGGAUAGGCACAAGUGCAGGAGUCUUGUUAGUCUUACCUUGUCCCAUUUUAACGCCAACGGCUAGGCCACUCAGUUCAUCACCUACUCCAAUAGCUUUAAGAAGAGGUCAUUCGGGUCUCGUUAGAUUUUUAGCAUCAGUAAAGGCAGACGAUGAUAGGGAUUUAGUUGUUAGCGGAGGUGAUGGUUUUGACGAUUUUGAAAGAUCUGGGGAAGAAGAUGGUACAAAAGAAGAAGAAAUUGGGACCGACGAUAGCUUGAACCAUCUCAUUUUAUGGAGCGUUAAAUCGAAUAUAUAAAUUUUUCAUUUAAGAUAUUUUUGGUAAAAGAGAAACAAAGGAAUAAACAAUGUAGAUAAACAAAUGAGAGUAAUUCAUAUAAAUGUUACUAUAUAAAGUGUCGACAGUACUAAUAUACAAGUAUAUAUUUAUGCAGAUUUAUGCAGUAUUUAUAAAUAUUAUGAUUAAUAGUUGAUAUAUUCAUUACUAACUUCUACUCUUACAAAUUCCAAAGAUACUUUUACGAAAUUUCUCUUGAAAAAUGAAAUAAACAAAAAAAUUCGUACAGUUAUUGAUAUAAAACGUAUAUUGUAAAAUUUGAUUUCUGUUAAUAACUCUUAACGUAUCCAACCAAAAUGGUACCCAAGUAAGAAAGAAUAUUAUAGUUACGCCAAAUAACAUUGUUGCCGAUCUUACUUGUGAUUUUAGAGAUUCACCACCAGCGUUAAUAUUUCUUGCUACUUUCUUCUCAUCUUUUCUAUUUGAAUUUGUGUCUGUUAUCUUUGUUGAGUUAGUUUCUAUUAUUGGCUUAAUUUGGGAUCUUUUUUCAAGUUUUUUAUAAAUUACUAAAUAUAUGCUCACAUAGCAGAAUGUCACAACUAGAAGGACGGCAAAGAAGAAUAGCAUUAAUACAACUCCAAGAAUUAUUCCUCCUAAGCUCAACUUGAAAUUGCAACUAGGAAAUUCUCUCCCGUCCAGCUUCUCAUAUGGGGAAAUUUUGUAAAAUAGUGAAAAAGUUAUGGCUAUUAGAA
Molecule: messenger RNA, 4129 nt
Organism: Dimorphilus gyrociliatus
Lineage: Eukaryota; Metazoa; Annelida; Polychaeta; Dinophilidae
Source: the annotation of a GenBank genome assembly